CAUUCAGUGUGCAAUGCAAACAACCAAUUGUGUAGGGGCAAGCGUAUCACAGUAAGUGAUCGAUGCUAAAGAAAUUAGGCAAUGCUAAACUCAACCAACAUAAGAAUGACUAGUUGAUUGAUGCUAAAUGCAUACUUAACUUUACUUCUCACUAAACUAAAAAUGGAUUAUACUCACUGUAGUCUUCUAGUACACACAAGACAAGAUCAUGAAUCUUCAUAGGUUCAGAGGUUUUCUCGGCUAUAAAUUUUGAAGUCCGUUAGCUAAUGUUGCUCAUUUGGUUUGUUUAGAUGUAAUGUGUAUAUCCACUUUUGCACGUUUUGAUGCAAUUAUGCUGUCUGCGACCUAGCAAUUAGUAUUCCUACAAGUAAUGUACCAAUUAAAUGAGUUCAAUAAAACUCUGAUGGCGUGCAAGAUGAUUACUUGCAUGCAUGGGCCAUUACAUGUUGGUAAAACAGGAUCAACAUGCUCCCAUGGAGGUGGCAGCAGAAUAACUAGGAAGUUCAAACAGCAAUUUAAAAUCACCAAAGAUUAAACCAGAAUAUCGUGUUGAUAACUCUUGGAGGUCAACAUAACCAAGCGAGCUCAUUUUCUAGGACGAACUGAAUGAAGGUUUUCAGAAUGCUUUAGGACCUAAGGUUGUUUCUAAAGUCUGAAAAUCUCGUUAUCAUGAGUCAAGAUUCAGGACCCAGGUAGGAAUAGUCUAUAAUAAUAAGACAUAGGAUCAUAAACAUUGCGCCCAGUCUCUUCUAUAAAUUACAUUAUCUAAUGUCUCCAUAAGAAAGGGACAGAGGUGUAAGAAGAAUAGAGCGUGAUCGCCAUAGAUUUACUUAAGCAGGAAAGCUGAUGCAGCACGCAUCGCUCAUAAUUUUCUGUUUCAGUUUGACAGGCGUAAGAUGCGUAAUUAAUGUUCUAGGAAACUGUUUUAAGCAAAUAUUUUUGUUUUCCUAUUUCAAUUAGAAUUGGGAGUUUGGUUUAGGAAGUAAGUUUGUUUUCCUAUUUCAGCUAGGGUUUGGAGUUUGGUUUGUUUUCCCCAAGUAUAAAAGCUAUUUUAUAGCUAAUUGUAAGACAGUUUUUGACGUUGAAUAUUAAACUUAGAGAAUUCUCUCUAUUUUCCUAUCAACUUGGUAUUCCACUGGAAUCAACAAGGCAUAGAACCCUUUUGUUCUUGAUUAUUCUCAUCUAGAGAAUCAACAAGGAUUGAAGGUUUAUUGUGUUCUUUUGUAUUCUUCAUCAUUCUUGCUAUUACAUGCUGUGUCAGUUGGUAAUCAAACUCAGGUUUGUUUACCAUGCCGCCAAGGAGGGGACUUGGUGGAAGGGGCCGUGGUGGAAACGAUCAAGACAAUUUUGAACGUUUGGCGCAGCAAAUUGAGUACCUUACCCGAUAGAUGGAGACUUUAAUGGUUCGUCAGCAACAGGAAGAUGAUUAUGAGCAUGAAACAAACCCUUUUAGCGAAGACAACCACAUGGACAAGAUUGGGCACAAUGACAAUUAUGGUACGAGGUGUUGGGAAGGGUUUGAGAAUUGAUAUUCCUGAAUUUCAUGGCAGCCUUCAACUUGAGGAAUUUCUUGAUUGGCUUAAUUCUGUAGAAGAGGUACUAGAGUUUAAAGAUGUUCAUGAAAAUAUAAAAGUUUCCCUUAUAGCGACCAGAUUUCGUGGGUGUGCUUCGGCAUGGUGGCAGCAAUUCAAGGCAACCCGUCUGCGGGAGGGAAAAGAGAAGAUUGAAACUUGGGAAAAAUUGAGAAAGCAUAUGCGGUCAACCUUUCUACCACCCAAUUACUCAAAAUUAGUGUAUCAACAACUUCAAAAUUUGAGACAAGGAAAUCAUACGGUGGGUGAGUAUACCACCGAAUUUUAUGAGUUGGUGGCUAGAAGUGACCUUGCUGAGACAGAUGAGCAGUUAGAAUCACGAUAUAUUGGGGGCAUGAGGGUGCAGUUUCAAGAUACCUUGAACCUCUUCGAUCCAUUCUCAGUAGCGAAGGCACAACAAAGAGCCUUGCAAUUGGAGAAACAUAUGAGUCGAAAGGCAAAUAGUGGAGGGGCUUGGUCUGGAAAUAGCCCAAAUAACCGUGGUGGAGGAAGCAAUUCAGCCCCUUUUCGUGCUUCUACUCCACUAGUUCAGAACCCGAAGUCAUUUGUGAGUGAUCCCCUCGGCAAGGCACAAACUGUGGGACCCAAACGUACUGCUUUUCGUUGUUUUAAGUGUGGGGAAACUGGACAUUGUAUGGCAGAAUGCAAGAAAAGCGAUAGAGUUGGUAAGGGUUUAUUCAUUGAACAUGAUGAAAAUCAGUUACAAGAGUAUCAUGAUUUCGAACAUGGUCCGGUUUAUGAUAAUGAACCCAAUGAUGUUGUGGAGGAAUAUAUGACCGAGGAUGAUGGCCCAUUGCUCAUGGUGAGAAAAACUUGUUUUACUCCUCGUGAAACUGAAGGUAGUGAUGGAUGGCUUCGCAAUAAUGUUUUCCAGUCCAUUUGUACUAUUGGUGGCAAGGUGUGCAAGUUGGUAAUUGACCCCGGAAGUUGCGAAAACAUAAUAUCUAAAGAAGCAAUCAGGAAAUUAGGCUUGGAAACACAACCACAUCCCCACCCAUAUAAGCUUUCAUGGCUGCAAAAGGGUACUGAAGUGAAUGGGGUUAAGAAGGCUCUUGUUCCUUUCUCCAUUGGAAAACUACAAAGAUAAAGUGUGGUGCAAUGUUGUGCCGAUGGAUGCAGGACAUAUUUUACUGGGUAGACCAUGGGAGUUUGAUAGAGCUGUUGUGCAUGACGGUAGGAAAAAUACAUAUAGCUUCAUGCUCAAAAAUAUUAAAGUUACUCUUUUGCCUACCAAAGAACAGUUUCCGAAACGAACUCAAGAAAAGGGAUCCGCUACUUCGUUGUCAAUGAGAAGAUUUAUGGAGGUGGGGAAGAUAUGAAUUGUCUAUUUAUAGCUUGGUAAAGAAGAGAAAGAUGAUGUGACAACUAUCCCCGUGCCUGUGCAAGUGUUACUUGAGCAGUUUCGAGAUGUUUUCCCGGGAUGAAAUGCCAAGCGAGUUGCCACCAUUAAGGAAUAUCCAACACCAAAUUGAUUUAAGGCCUGGUGCAAGUUUACCUAAUAGAACACACUACUGAAUGAGUCCUAAAGAGCACAAAGAAUUGCGUCGUCAAGUGGAGGAAUUGCUAGAGAAUGGUCAUAUUAGGCAGAGUAUUAGCCCUUGUGCCGUUCCUGCCUUGCUUACACCAACGAAAGAUGGCACAUGGCGGAUGUGUGUACACAGUCGUGCUAUUAAUAAAAUUACGGUACGGUAUCGUUUUCCCCUUCCUCGUUUAGAUGAUUGGAUAUAUUAAGUGGUGCUACAAUUAUUAGCAAGCUGACCUUAAGAGUGGGUAUCCUCAAAUUCGGGUUAGAGAAGGAGAUGAGUGGAAAACUACAUUCAAAACUUGCGAAGGUUUGUAUGAGUGGUUAAUCAUGCCCUUUGGCCUCUCUAAUGCACCAAGUACAUUCAUGAGAUGUUUCGUUUGUUUAUUGGCAAGUUUUUGGUGGUUUAUUUUGAUGACAUUCUUAUAUAUAGCCCGACAGCGGAAUUGCAUCUUAAACAUUUGGAAGAAGUCCGGAGAGUACUGCGAAAAGAAAAAUUUUAUGCAGCAGCAAAAAAAUAUUCUUUUAUGACAGAUAAGGUGUUAUUUCUUGGCUGUGCUGUCGAAAGAUAAAUUUUUUAUGGAUGAUUCAAAGGUCGACGCAACGAAAAAUUGGCUACUACUGCAAAACAUACAUGAAGACUGAAGGUUCCAUGGGUUAGUAUUAUUUUAUAGGCGCUUUAUUCAUAAUUUUAGUACUAUUAUGGCACCCAUAACAGAUUGCAUGAAGCUUGGGAGGUUUGGUUUAUCUGAAGAGGCUACAACUGCUUUUCACAAGAUCAAACAAAAGCUUAUUUCAGCACCCGUUUUAAUUCUUCCAGAUUUUAGCAAGACAUUUGAGUUGCAUUAUGAUGCAUCUAAAGUGGGUAUUGGGGCUAUUUUAAGUCAAGAAGGAUGACAUGUAGCGUUUUAUAGUGAGAAGCUCAACGGUUCGAAAUUAAACUAUAGCAAAUAUGAUGUGGACUUUUAUAUGGUUGUUCAAGCUCUCAAGCACUGGAGUUCGUAUCUGGCUCAUAAUGAAUUUAUUUUAUUCACUGAUCAUCACCUCAAGCUUCCUAGUCAUCUAUGUACUGCCGAUGUGUUCAAUGUCAAACAUCACUUUCCUUACCACGGUGAUAGUUCUGACGAGGAAGAUUUGAAUUCGGGGACGAAUUCUUCUCAACCUCGGGAUGAUGAUGCAGCACACAUCACUCAUAAUUUUUUGUUUUAAUUUGACAGGCGCAAGAUGCGUAAUUAAUGUUCUAGGAAUCUGUUUUAAGCAAAUAUUUUUGUUUUCCUAUGUCAAUUAGAAUUGAGAGUUUAAUUUAGGAAGUAAGUUUGUUUUCCUAUUUCAAUUAGAAUUGGGAGUUUGGUUUAGGAAAUAAGUUUGUUUUUCUAUUUUAGCUAGGGUUUGGAGUUAGGUUUGUUUUCCCUAAGUAUAAAAGCUAAUUGUAAGACAAUUUGUGACGUUGAAUAUUAAACUUAGAGAGUUCUCUCUAUUUUCCUAUCAACUUGGUAUUCCGCUGGAAUCAACAAGGCAUAGAACCCGAGUUCUUGGUUAUUCUCAUCUAGAGAAUCAACAAGGAUUGAAGGUUUAUUGUUUUCUUUGUAUUCUUCAUCAUUCUUGCCAUUACGUGCUGUGUCAAAAGCUAAGAUAAUUCAUUACCAUUUCAAGAACGACUAAUCCUAUCAUCCAUGGUUAAGGGGAUAAAUCUCCUUUUCAAUUCUUACCAUGCUAAAAACUGUUGAUGUAUAUUUGAUAAAGUUACACUUUCUACUCUAUAUAUAGCCUUCAUAUUUUUUUGGAUUAACUACAGUAAACCUCCCAAACUAUGGGAGUCAUUACAAACUCAUACCCAACGUUUAUUGACCCGUUUGACCCUAAACCCUUUAUUGACCCGUUUGACCAGUACACAAACUUCACAAAACCUUUCAAAAUACACCCUCAUUAGGAAAACCAUUAAAAAAAUUUGUUAAAUGUGUGGCAAAAUUGAGUUCCAAUUUUGAGCUGACGUGGCAUCCACAGACUGAAAAGUUAAUUUAAAAAAACUUAUUAAAUGAAUGAAAAAAAAGGAAAAAAAAAAAGCUAAACCCAUGUUCCUCCUUAAUUUUCUCCCCCGCCCAAGACCCAUACCCUUCACCGUCACCUCCCCACCGGACAUCCGCCACCCACCCACCGUACCUCACAAGCCCACCAUCAUCCCAGCCACCACACCAUACCCACAACCCACAAAACCUAGCUCCAUCGCAACCCACAAUCCCAACUCCGCAACAAACCCGAGUGGCUUCGACACCACCGUCUUUGUCAAGGCCAUGCCAUUGUCUUCACCGCCAAGUUCUUCGCCCACCACAACCUACAAGCCCAGCCCUGCAGCAAACCCGUCUUUGUCUCUCUAGUAUAAAUCUGGGUUUUGAGAUGCUUUUGAAAACCCAAGUGGACUUCAUCGCCUCAAGGCUAGAAUUUGAAUAUCAACUGGAGAUUUUUCAAAGAGAUAUAGAUAAACCUUGUGGUCCAUGAAGGUUAAACCACAUAUCUCCAUCAACCCUAAACCACCACCCCCCACCAAACAACAAGACCAACACCAAAAGCAGCGAAAAUAACAAAAACCCUUCUCUGCAAUUGAGCAGCACCACAAAACCCAGGUGGUCGGGGGCUCUUCUAAAGCUGGAGCCAAAGGCGCUCAAAAGGAGGACAAUAAACUAAAGAUAUCGGUUUCUUUAACAAAAGAAGAGAUUGUCAAAACCCACAGCAAACUUGUGAAUUCCCAUUUGGUUUGGUUCUAAACCCAGAUCCCAAAUCACCAAAUUUGGGUUUGAGAUAGAGACGGAGAGAUAAAGAAGAAGGCUGGGGGCGGUAGAGAGCUGAGAUGGGUCUGUUGGGGUAUUUUUUUUGGGGGCUUGAGAAAAAAAUCUUGUGGUUGCCGGGUGGGGGCUGUUGUGGCAGUGGCUUGUUGGGUGAGCUAGGUAAGAGGCGCUAGAGGGUUACAGGGGAAGUAGAGAGGUGGACAAAAAGAUAGGGUGAUUGAUGAUGGGGUGGGGCCGUUGGAUAUCUGAGAAACGGAUGAGGUCUGAGGGAGAUCGACGAGAUGGAGAUUCUUAGUGGUCCUGCCAUGGGUUUAGGGGUUGGAGCUUCAUGAGGGUUGUGGUUGCAGGCUGGGGUGAAGGGUGGCUGUGGGAUGGGUUAGGGGGUUGGAGCUUGCAGGUGGUGGUCAUGGGGAAUGGGGGGAGAAUAAGUCAACAGGGGAGAGAGAGCGAGAGUAAGAGUUUUCUUUUUUUAAUUUUUUUUUGGUUUUUAAUAUUUUUGAGUUUUUUUAAUUAACUUAAAUUUUUUUUAUUUUUAAAAUCCACAUGGUAUCCACCUCAGCAAAAAAAGCCACAUCGGAGCAGCCACGUCAUCACUUAACACCUUCACUAACGGUCUGACUAACAGAGUGGCUAAUUUGUAUGUUUUAUGAAAGAUCGGGUAUGCCCGUGAAAAAUUUAAAAGGUUGGCUACUAAUUUAAAACAGCCCUUAAAGGUUGGGUACUUUUAUGUAGUUAAUCCUAUUUUUUUAGAUGCACUCUUCUCCCUCUUGUUCCCACAGAAGCAGAAAUAAAUUGUAUGAAAUCAUUAUUGCAGAGGUAAGUGAGUUAUGA
This is a messenger RNA of Prunus persica (peach), 6728 nucleotides long. RefSeq lists its product as uncharacterized. Bases 1423 to 2679 code for a protein of 418 amino acids. The transcript has a single exon. The record is from RefSeq and is a predicted model, not a curated record. NCBI's taxonomy places the organism in Eukaryota, Viridiplantae, Streptophyta, Magnoliopsida, Rosales, Rosaceae. Gene Ontology annotation, molecular function: nucleic acid binding; zinc ion binding.